Aegilops tauschii subsp. strangulata is the source of this 3488-nucleotide messenger RNA. RefSeq lists its product as uncharacterized. The record is from RefSeq and is a predicted model, not a curated record. Lineage: Eukaryota; Viridiplantae; Streptophyta; Magnoliopsida; Poales; Poaceae.
AUGGCGGCGGCGUCGGCAGCUGCUGCGGCGUGCCGCAGGGCCGUCUCCAGCACCCUCCGCGGCCCGCCGAUAGAGAGCCUGGCCGCGACGGCCGCGUGCGCCGCCGCCCCCACCGGCGACCAGUUCGUGGACCUCCUCGACGCCAACUUCAACAGGCCGGCCCCGCCGCCGCCCCCCAAGACGCGCACGGAGAACAACUCCCCGACGUUCGCCACCUCGGGCGACCCCUGCCUCGACUUCUUCUUCCACGUUGUCCCGGGCACCCCGGCCGGCACCGUGUCAUCGCUCCUCGCCAACGCCUGGGCCGCCGAGCCGACCACCGCGCUCCGCCUCGCCUGCAACCUCCGCGGCGUGCGCGGCACCGGCAAGGCCGACCGCGAGGGGUUCUACGCCGCCGCGCUCUGGAUGCACGGCUCCCACCCCGCCACGCUCGCCCUCAACGCGCGCCCCGUCGCCGAGUUCGGCUACCUCAAGGACCUCCCCGAGAUCCUCCACCGCAUCAUCCACGGCGGCGUCUCCACCAGGAAGCCGGGGAAGCAGGCCCGCCUCGCCGCCGAGGGAGGAGGGCUCGUCGCCCGCGCGCACGCCAUCCCCGCCUACGCUCGCUUCGCCCGUUUCCGAUCUCGUACGCGUACGCCGCGCCCCGGCCGGAGGAUUGAGGUGUCGGGGCUCGCGCGCCGCAACAAGAAGCGCACGAGGAGGGCGCGCAUUGCUGCCAGCCAGAGGCGUGAUCUGGAGGAGGCCGCCCAGGCCGCCGUCGCGCGCAGGAAGAAGCGCACGGACGCCGCGGCGACGGCCGUCCAGAGGUACACCCGCGACCAGAACUACCGCCUCCUGCACGACAUGACGGCGGAGGUGUUCGCCGACCUUCUCGCCGAGGACCUGAAGAAGCUCGCGGCAGGCAACAUGGAUCUCUCGCUGGCCGGGAAGUGGUGCCCGUCAGUCGACAGCUGCUACGACCGCUCCACGCUCAUCUGCGAGGCCAUCGCGCGCCGCCUCUUCCCCAAGGGCUCGGCCCGCGAUCUUCCCGAGGACUUGCCGGACGCGCACUACGCCUACCGCGUGCGCGAGCGCCUCCGCAAGGAGGCCUACGUGCCGCUCCGCCAUGCCCUGAAGCUCCCCGAGAUCUUCAUCUCGGCGGGCGAGUGGGCGAAAGUGGUGUACACGCGCGUGUCCUCCGUCGCCAUGAAGAACUACAAGGAGCACUUCGUCUACUACGACCAAGCGCGCUUCGCCCGCUACCUGGCCGACGUCGAGGCCGGCAAAGUGAAGAUAGCGGCGGGCGCGCUGCUGCCGCACGAGAUCCUGACGUCCGCCUACUUCGACCCCGAGGUCGCCAACCUGCAGUGGAAGCGCACGGUGGACGACCUGCUGGCGCUGGGCAAGCUCAACAACUGCCUCGCCGUGUGCGACGUGUCUGGCAGCAUGUCCGGCCUCCCAAUGGACGUCUGCGUCUCGCUGGGCCUCCUCCUCUCGGAGCUCUGCGACGAGCCGUGGCGCCACCGCGUCAUCACAUUCAGCAUGCGGCCGCAGCUGCACCACGUCGUCGGCGACACCCUCUGGGAGAAGGCCCAGUUCGUCCAGCGCAUGGAGUGGGCCAUGAACACCGACUUCCAGGCCGUGUUCGACCAGCUCCUCCACGUGGCCGUCGCGGGCAAGCUGCCCCCCGAGAGCAUGGUGAAGAAGGUGUUCGUGUUCAGCGACAUGGAGUUCGACCAGGCGUCGGCCAGGCCGUGGGAGACGGACUACGAGGCCAUCACGAGGAAGUACACCGAGGCCGGGUACGCCGACGCCAUACCGCAGAUCGUCUUCUGGAACCUGCGCGACUCGAGGUCCGUGCCGGUCACGUCGGAGCAGAAGGGGGUGGCGCUCGUCAGCGGCUUCUCCCAGAACAUGCUCAAGCUCUUCCUCGGAAAAGAAGUCGCCAUGACGCCGAGGUCCGUCAUGGAGAAGGCCAUCGCCGGGCCGCUGUACGAGAAGCUCGUCGUCUUCGACUGAUCGACUACAAGCCCCGGCCGUGCUCUCUGAAUAAUCAAUCGGGUGUGGUAGUUUUUGUUUUCUUCAGCGUAUUUCCUGCUCUCUGAACAAUUUGCGUCGAUUUUGCUUUCAAACCUAGCUAGUUUGUUAUCGAAUAAAUCCUGUUAUCGAAUAAAUCCUAUGUCAUGUCUCAUGGACAGGCGUUUGGAAAUGGACACGAAUCUCGUAAUAAUUCCAUCAUUUCGCUGAAAUUUUGCUGUGCUCUCUGUCUCUGGUGUGGUCUGAGCAAUUUCGUAAUUUCUACCACAGAUUGAUGAUUUUGACAUGAUUCUUGUCUGGAUCCAAACUACUCCCUCCGUUCCUAAAUAUAAGUUUUUUUUUAAGAGUUUCUACUAUUCUGGAACAGCUCGGAAGCUCUGGUCCAAACCUGUAGGCCGCUCGUGUUGGGACGAAAGAAUUCCGGGCGAAAGCUUAGACCUGACUAUGUUGGUGCUGUCGACGGCAGCGCUUUCGUGCGUCGUUUCCCUCUUUGCAGGCAUCGUCAUGGGACUCAUGUUCCUCUACAAGGAGCCUAGGCUCUCCGGGUGAAAAUCCAACCUCUAGAUAUUUCCAGGAGCUGGCGAUGGUGAUGUCUUCAUCGUUUCACCCCACUAAAUAACCCGUUGCGCCCAUGGCGCAAAGGCCGAGAUCAAGCCAAUUAUUGAAAGAGUGUGCAUCAAAAUAUGUAGACACAGAAGGAAACAUAUGAAAAUAAAGUACGGAUUGAUGAUAGUCAUACGGACAUGAUUGUCAUAUUUUUUUACAUAAAAUCCAGAAUGAUACCAAAUGUAAAAGUCUCGACAGGUACUUGUAGUAAUACCAAGUUACAUAGCAAAGGACUACUGUGAUAUGCUUAGAUUGGAUAGACAAUCAUGCAAAGGCCCUUAGACGUGCAUUUGAAGGCGAAAGCAUACACACACCCUUUCUUCAUGUUUGCCUUAUGGAAGAAGCUGCUCCAGUUCUUUGUGAGUGUAGCCCUGUUGUCGACGCCCUUGAUAAAGCGGGCCAUGACACUUGUGGUCCCGUCUCCUAUACUGAUUGGUUGCUCAUCAUGAACAGCAUCCAUGUGCGGAAGAGGCUUUUCUUAGAAAAGUGUGUGCUGAAGUACUGCAAAUGAGGAUAAAGGCUAUUCAGUAUAUGGUUUGUCGGCAUGUUCUUGUAGGAAACCAAGAAUGCAUUUGUUUAAGAUUACCAUUCUUUUGCCGUCAGUAGCAAAUGUUUCUGUCAUGUGGCAUACGUAGUAAUGGUAAGGUGUUUUCUUGUCUUUGAUGAUAUUUCGCAGAGUGCAAACAUUUUUGCUAUACAACUUAAAUGUAUUUCCCCACACAUAGUGGGCAGCGAACUCAUCUAAGUACCACUCACCGGGCUUGCCCGCCAAUUUACACAGAACUAUAGUAUUUAGUAUUUGUCGGAGGAGUUGCUGCAAACAGGAAAGUAAUAAGAGUUUUUACCACGAGUAACGUAUUUUCCAG